AUGGCUCAUCCAUUCCAGCAACGUCGCCAGCCCGUUCCCGGAUUUUACUUCCCACCCCAAUUAUUCGUCUGGCAUCCGGUCUUCGUACCGGUUCAUCCAGCCCAUCCCGUGCAAAACGACAGAUGCACUCGAGUACAGAUUAACCCCAACCUUGCGAAGGGCGACCUUGCGAAGGGCCAGAUGAUCUCAUGGGAUCUAUGGUGUCCACUCGAUUUUGCAUUCCAUGGUCUCAAGAGCGCCUUGAAGGGAAAGCAGCACACGGGACUCUCCUAUUCGCUCCUCGCUGAGAGCGCGACGACACCACCCGUACCCCAACUUACGAUCCGUAUCUCCCAAUUCCAGUACAAGGGGUCCGUGACGGUGACCGCGCACCGACAGUACGUCACGAUCGGAGACGUGCUCAAACGUCUCCAGAGCGCAUUGCAGGAAACCGUUACCCCUGAGGAGUUGAAGGCGGCGGAGAAGGCGGAGUUGAACGCUGAUGUCACUGCCACUUUCAUGGACCGUAUCAGAGCGCAUCCCAAUCCUGGAUCGACCUGGCAGGCGGCAUAUAGGAGGGGGGUGAAGCGGAUCGAUUUUCUCUUGGACCAUCAUCACUUUGACGGAUUCGAGGUUGUCGACCAGAAGAGGAUGGAUCACGUCGAGCUGCGAUUGCUGGUCUCGUAG
Fibroporia radiculosa is the source of this 666-nucleotide messenger RNA. RefSeq lists its product as uncharacterized. Lineage: Eukaryota; Fungi; Basidiomycota; Agaricomycetes; Polyporales; Fibroporiaceae. The record is from RefSeq and is a predicted model, not a curated record. Bases 1 to 666 code for a protein of 221 amino acids. The transcript has a single exon.